Molecule: messenger RNA, 1642 nt
Organism: Anopheles moucheti
Lineage: Eukaryota; Metazoa; Arthropoda; Insecta; Diptera; Culicidae
Product: caspase Dronc-like
Exons: 4
Coding region: 105-1358 (417 amino acids)
Biological process (GO): proteolysis
Molecular function (GO): cysteine-type endopeptidase activity
Source: RefSeq, a predicted model, not a curated record
AUGGUUUGGGAAAACCGGCGUAUAACGUUUGAGGAACAGUUGGACCCGGUAAAGAACAGCAACAUUUCACACGUGAAAAUAAAAACCUGAAAAACUGCCGCAAGAUGGACGACAAGGAUCGAAACAUUAUCAUCACCAAUUUGGAUGAACUUGUGAACAACACCAGCUAUUGUGCAUUGCGAACUGCAUGUAUAGAACAACAUAUGCUCUCGAAGACGAUGGCAUCUCGCAUUGAGAGUACGGCUCAAGAUGAAAGAACACGGCGUAAAAAAUUGUUUGAAAAAAUUACCAAACGCGGCCCGACGGCGUUCGAAACGCUGCUGAGCAUAUGUCAGCAGAAGUUUCCCAUAGCUUAUUCUAUACUGAAACCUUCCUCGAACGCCCAUUUAAUGCAUUCCACGCACAAUCCUCAACGUGUACCAUCGUUGAGUUGCAAUAUGGUUCCAAAAGCGUAUUCACAUCCCUCUCCAGAUGAUGAUGAUGUUGAUGAUGUUGACGAUUGCAAACAAAUCUUGCAAGUUUAUACAGAAAAGCUGCCAAAAUUGUUCACUGUCAAGCACUCCACUGGACCAAUGGAAGCACAUCCGGAAGUGCAGGCAUAUCCAAUGAAGAGCCGAAAGCGGGGCGUUGCUUUCAUUGUAAAUGUGAUCAACUUUUAUAACGAAGCACAUUCUAAAAGGAACGGUGCAAACAUCGAUGGAAGGAAUUUGAUUUCAUUAUUCCAGCAGCUUGGAUUCGUUGUGUUCUAUUACGAAGACAUUACGAAAAAUAAUUUGAAAAAAUUGUUAAAACAGUUGAAGAAAUCCCAAUACUUGUCCUGUGAUUGCUUUGCCUUUUACAUUCUCUCCCACGGCGAACGCGAAGAAGGCAUAGACUCCGUUUUUCUGCACGAUUCGCAAAUACGCGUCGAAGAUAUUUUGGCUGAGUUUACUACCAUUAACUGUCCGAGAUUGAUCCAUAAGCCAAAAUUAUUUUUCAUAUCAAUGUGUCGUGGAGAACAACCCGACUAUGGAUUGUUAGUGAACACGGAGCGUGAUGGUAUGGUUGAUUUGAAGAAACCACAACCAUCAAACAUUGCCACUUACUGUGACAUGCUGGUGUGUUACGCGACUGUACCAGGAUUUGCCGCACAUCGGGAUACCAAAACGGGAUCAUGGUUCGUCGAAAGUAUGUGCGAAGUUUGGUCCGAGCACGCACAUAAUACUGAUGUCGAAAUGCUGAUGAAGCUGGUUGGCAAACGUGCUGCCAAUUAUCGUACGAAGCACGAAGCGAUGCAGACCUCCUCUACCGAGCAGAGAGGAUUUCACAAACAACUGUACUUAAAUCCUGGCUAUUACGAGAAUGCUACAGAAUUAUGAUUUAUAUAUGCUAAAAACACUUGAUCUGCUGCCAGAGCUCUCUUAACCGCUCAUAUCCAGUCCGUUAUCCCAGCGCUACUGAGGGAUGAAUCAUCAUGAUAUUCCAACUCAGGCGGGUUAAGUUCGUUGUGAAGAUAGUGAGUUUAUCUUCCCGAUCGGGAGUCAAUACCCUCCAUAGGAGUAAGCAUCAUUUAUAGAAAUAUGCAUAACAUAAUACUGGCGUAUUGCAUAGUGCCUUUAUUGUUCAGGGAAUGAUAUCCUAUCGGCAUGUUACUGUGCCAUUU